Messenger RNA from Oncorhynchus gorbuscha (pink salmon), 3670 nucleotides. RefSeq names its product multidrug and toxin extrusion protein 1-like. The coding region runs from base 208 to 1989 and encodes 593 amino acids. The transcript has 17 exons. Gene Ontology annotation, molecular function: xenobiotic transmembrane transporter activity; antiporter activity. The record is from RefSeq and is a predicted model, not a curated record. NCBI's taxonomy places the organism in Eukaryota, Metazoa, Chordata, Actinopteri, Salmoniformes, Salmonidae. Gene Ontology annotation, cellular component: membrane. Gene Ontology annotation, biological process: xenobiotic detoxification by transmembrane export across the plasma membrane.
AACGGUGACGAGAAUACGCCCCAAACUCCAACACAUGCGGCGGUGUCGACUCCCUGCUGUAGCCGACUGAGCGCUCUACAUGUUUCGUUAGUUACUCUACACUCAGACACGUCAAAGGAGCGUUCUGUAUCAACAAGAGUUUCUGAAGUUGGUUGGGCAAACCUUACAGCCGCAUAUAUCUCCUUUGCGCGCUCUCUCUUCCCCAUAAUGGAUAAUUCUAAAUCAAAUGCUGUCGCGGUUAACGUAGUGAACGGACAUUCUAAAAGUGAUGAAGCUUCGGUAACCGAAUCCACCGUAGAGUCACCUGUGUUUUGCUGCGGCUGUCUGAGGCGGAUCAGAGGCUGGAUCCCCGUGCAUUAUAAAGAAGAGAUUGGCCAAAUUCUGAAACUAACGGGACCGGUGGUUAUAUCCCAGCUGAUGAUCUUUCUGAUCAGUUUUGUCAGCACCGUGUUCUGUGGUCACCUGGGGAAGACUGAGCUGGCUGGGGUGGCACUGGCUAUAGCGGUGAUCAAUGUCACCGGACUCUCCAUUGGCUCUGGCCUGGCAUCAGCCUGUGACACUCUCAUAUCUCAGACAUUUGGCAGUGGUAAUAUGAAUCGUGUUGGCAUGAUUCUACAAAGGGGGGUUCUGAUUCUGCUCCUGGCCUGCUUCCCCUGCUGGGCUCUCCUCAUCAACACUGAACCCAUCCUAUUGGCUGUUAAACAGAGCCCGGAGGUCGCCAGGCUCUCCCAGCUGUAUGUGAUGAUCUUCAUGCCAGCCUUGCCAGCUGCCUUCAUGUUCCUGCUGCAGGGGAAAUAUCUGCAGAAUCAGGGUAUCAUCUGGCCUACCGUGCUAGUAGGAGUGGUGGGGAACAUUCUCAAUGCUCUCAUCAACUACAUCUUCCUCUAUGUGCUGGACCUGGGCGUAGCUGGUUCUGCUGCAGCCAACUCCAUCUCCCAGUACUCCCUGGCUGUCUUUCUCUACUGCUAUAUUGUCUGGCAGGGUCUGCACAAGGCCACCUGGGAAGGUUGGUCAGCUGACUGCCUGCAGGAGUGGGGUCAGUUCAUCACACUGGCCAUCCCAAGUAUGCUAAUGCUGUGUCUGGAAUGGUGGACCUAUGAGAUCGGCGGUUUCCUGGCAGGUCUUAUCAGUGAGGUGGAGUUGGGGGCUCAGUCUGUUGUCUAUCAGCUAGCUGUCAUGACCUACAUGUUUCCUCUUGGAUUCUCAGUAGCAGCCAGUGUGAGGGUGGGCAACGCUCUGGGUGCAGGGAACACAGAACAGGCCAAGCUGUCUGGGAAGGUUGCCUCCAUCUGUGCAUUCAUCGUCUCGUGUUUUGUCAGUACGUUUGUCCUCGUGACUAAAGACGUGAUCGGGUACAUCUUUACCACAGAACAGGACAUUGUGAAGAGGGUGGCUGACAUCAUGAUCCUGUAUGGCUUCUUCCAUCUGGCAGACACCUUCGUGGGCGUGAUGGGCGGUGUCGUGCGUGGAGCAGGAAAGCAGAAGAUUGGAGCGUUGUGUAAUCUGGUUGGCUACUACUUCAUAGGCUUCCCCAUUGGAGUCUCCCUCAUGUUCCCUAACAAGAUGGGCAUCAUGGGUUUGUGGAUAGGCCUGUUCGCCUGUGUUUUAAUCCAGUCCUUGUUCUUGGUAGUUCUGCUGUGUAAACUGGACUGGAAAAAAGCCAGUCAAGAGGCUCUGGUGAGGGCAGGAGUCCAGCUCCCUGAAAGGAGAGAAGAGCAGUUUGGACUGGAGAAGAGAGGCUGGUCGGAGGCGGUCCCACCCAGCGACGAGAGCCCUGGGGAGGGAAAGACGGACGUGGAGGGGCUGGAUGGGGACAGGGGGGAAGGCGCGGGGGAGUUAGAGGCUGAGGCGGGGCCGGUGGUCAGUACGGUGAGGUUGACUGUCAGACAGCUGGUGCUUCGUCGUGGGCUAGUUGUCAUCCUCAUGUUCCUCAUCCUCACCGCUGGAAUCAUCCUCAGUGAACUACUCACCAGCCUGCUGCUCGGAUAAACUGAGCCAAAGAGAUUACCCACAGCCACAUAUACAGUACAGGAGAUUACCACAGCCACAUAUACAGUACAGAAGGUGACUACAGCCACAUAUACAGUACAGGAGAUUACCCACAGCCACAUAUACAGUACAGGAGGUUACUACAGCCCCAUAUACAGUACAGGAGGUGACUACAGCCACAUAUACAGUACAGGAGGUUACCCACAGCCACAUAUACAGUACAGGAGGUUACUACAGCCACAUAUACAGUACAGGAGGUUACCCACAGUACAGGAGGUUACCCACAGCCACAUAUACAGUACAGGAGGUUACUACAGCCACAUAUACAGUACAGGAGAUUACCCACAGCCACAUAUACAGUACAGGAGAUUACCCACAGUACAGGAGGUUCCCACAGCCACAUAUACAGUACAGUAGGUUACCACAGCCACAUAUACAGUACAGGAGGUUACUACAGCCACAUAUACAGUACAGGAGGUUACCCACAGUACAGGAGGUUACCACAGCCCCAUAUACAGUACAGGAGGUUACUACAGCCACAUAUACAGUACAGGAGGUUACCACAGCCACAUAUACAAUACAGGUGGUUACCACAGCCACAUAUACAAUACAGGAGGUUACCCACAUCCACAUAUACAGUACAGGGGGUUACCACAGCCACAUAUACAAUACAAGAGGUUACCACAGCCACAUAUACUGUGCAUGAGGUUACCCAUAGCCACAUAUACAAUACAGGAGGAUACUCACAGCCACAUAUACAGUACAGGAGGUUACUCACAACCACAUAUACAUGAGGUUACAGUCAACCACAUACACAGUACAGGAGGUUACCCUCAAUCACAUAUACAGGACGUUACAGUCAACCACAUAUACAGUACAGGAGGUUACAGUCAACCACAUAUACAGUACAGGAGGUUACCCUCAACCACAUAUACAGGAGGUUACAGUCAACCACAUAUACAGUACAUGAGCCAUAUGUAUUUAAACCAAAGAUGGUACUCACACAGCCAUACAGGAGUUACUGUAUGACCCAAAGGGUUCACUUCUGUGGACAUUUAAUCAUGGACAAUAGAAGGGAAUGAUCACUAACCCAGAAGGCAACAUUUGGCACAUUAUGUCGUCUUAAUAAUGUAAUUUACUGGUUAUUAACUGGAUAAGAAUGUGUAUAGCCAGAUGACAACAAUCUCUGUUACCAGUUAGACAUAUCAUAUAAGAUCAGGAUGGGAAGGAUUUUGGUUGUUAUCAGAUUACAGACAGAUGUAUUUUUCUGGUUGGUAAAAAGACGUUAAACGAAACUUCCUACAACCGGUAUACAACCUGACCAGUUUUGCCCACUGGUUCAGGGUUGGUCAUCCCUUGAAGGUUAUUAACACUGUUAGCAUUGCAGGGCAUGUCGGAAUGGCUUCAACUGACUUGAGAAGGUCGUGGAAACAAUGCUCUUCAUUAGAUAAGGAGAUAUGUGUUCGGUAACAAAGCUCUUUUUUAAGGAGAUGUUUUUCUAGUGGCUACUAAUAACAACAAGUCUGUUGUGUUUUGAAGUGGAGCUGGUUCCCUAUUCUGCUUUUCACGUUCUGUCAUCAUUAAAUUAAAUCUGCAUAAACUGUGCUGUGCUCUUCUUGUUUCACUGGCAUGGGUAUACAAUGCUGACAAUCCCUAGCAUGGGUUUAUAGGAUGCUAGUCC